Messenger RNA from Aethina tumida (small hive beetle), 961 nucleotides. RefSeq lists its product as uncharacterized. Lineage: Eukaryota; Metazoa; Arthropoda; Insecta; Coleoptera; Nitidulidae. Bases 142 to 930 code for a protein of 262 amino acids. The transcript is spliced from 3 exons. The record is from RefSeq and is a predicted model, not a curated record.
UAAAUAAUAUAAGCAUUUGGUUGAACUAAAUUAUUUAUUAGUAUUGUAGCAAAUGCUAUUAAAAAGUAUAGCACAAUGUCACAAAUUGACUUGUCUUAUCAAACAUCAAAUUAUUGUCAAAGUUAAAUUUCCAAGUGAAAAAUGUCCACGAAAAAGCCCAGAAAAUCGAAGAGGGAAGAUGCGGGCGACGAAGGCGAGGAGGAAGAAAGAAAGAACUAUCACGAGUUUUGUGUACCGAAGGAUUUCGAGUUCAGCACCGAAAAACCGGAAUGCUUCUCCAGGUUGGACGUUCUAUCCAAACCUAAACGUCAUUCGCUAAUGAUAACGUACCAGACCUACAACUAUUUGUUUCCGCCUUGUAAAAACGCAAAAAUCCGAACCCAGUUACAGGAAAUGUUCGCCUUAAAUCCGGAAGAUGCGGAGAAAUAUUUUCAAGAAAUGAGGAGGAACGCCGAAGAGGCGGCACUGAAGCGUAAGGUGCGCGAGAUGCUGCGGCUGGCUGCCUGCAAACGCAAAAAGAGGAAACUGGAACAGAAGGCUUACAGAAAAGCGAAGAGAUUGAUAUUCGCGGGUCUGAUGUACGCGGUUUACAAUGAAACGCAGCCCAUACAUUCCAUACGUUUGCGCCACUUGUCCAACAUGAUCCUGGAGCAGCUUUGCGAUCUCCUGGACAUCUCAGUGCCGGAUAGAACAGCUUCUGAUAAAAUGGCUGUGUUGUUGUUCACUGUUUGCGACUGGAUUGCGGAAGAGGUGGAACGAAUAUUCUUCCCCAUGAGGAUGCUGAACACGAAGAUGUUGAACAAAAUGGACUGGGAUUACAGAGAGAUGGUUAUGAAUGAGCCAAUUGAUUUUGAUGAACCGAUAGCCGCAUCUUCAAGAAUUGGUGGUCCUAACUAUCAAUACGGAGAGGAUGAGAAUGAACUCGAAUAGAAUUAAUGAUUAAUAAAAUGUUUCCGUUUAA